AUGGCUCAGCAGGCUCCAGAUGGGCUGGAUGUUACGGAUCUAAAAUUCAAACUACAAUGCAAGGUGCCCGUAUUCAAGAGCGAUGGGAAUGCUAAAAAUGGCUCCAACCUGCUGGCCGCCGCAAGUUCCCAUGGGCUUGUGUUUGCCGGUACGGUGGGGCCGGAAUUACGAGUGCUAAAACUGGGCGACAUCACCACCACCGAUGGCGUAGUUAACGAGCCGGUUCCACUGCGUACGGUUCCGCUACCGAGUGAAGCGUUCCAGCUAGCCGUAAGCUGUGACCAUGCCCUGCUUGCGGUCGAUGUGGUAGCGAAUGGUGUGCCCUUCAUCUACAUCUAUUCUGUGCCCUCCUUCCUAACCGCUUCCGUCGUGAAGGUGCAGGAAAUUCGAACAUCUCCGCAACCCGGCGUACGGAGCACGCAGCUCUGUUGGAACCCGGUCAUAGCGAAUAUGCUAGCGGUACUCACCGAAGUCGGCGUUCUAUCGGUGUACACGCUGACGGAACCGUCCGGCAUGGAGUUUCAGUCACUCGCAGAUGCUGGCAAUCCGGACGAACGAGCUCAGUGUGCCUGCUGGAGUCCGAAGGGCAAGCAGCUGGUCGUGGCGUUCGUGAACGGUAAGCUGGUGCAGUUCAAACCCGACCUGAAGCGGGCCCGUGUGAUCGUUUGUCCACCGGGUGUGGUCGAGGGUGGCGGCACGUUCGAUGUACUGGCCGUCCAGUGGCUCAGCACGUAUCAGUUUGCCGCCGUGUUUAUGCCCCACAUGGCAGACUCCGUCCCGGCUUUGUUUAUCGUGAACGCACCGAAAGUGGGAAAUCCGGCGCUCGUCAACUACGACGAUAUCUGCUACAGCCAAAGCGGUCCCCGAAAGGGGCAAGUGUUUCUUCAGCACAUCCUGCCCUGGAAUCUGUUGCUUAUGGCGUCGGCCAACAGCAUGGAGGUGGGAAUACUGGGCACCACCGAAACCGGUGAAGCACCGAGCUGGUGCCAGUGGACGACGACGGACGAGGCCCGGGCGGAACUGCCCCUGACGGUGGACAAGCAGGAAACGUUCCCGCUUGGGUUCGCCCUCGAAACGGGCUGUACGCACGAGAUCAUGAUCGGGGAGCAAACGUUCCCGGUGAUGCCGAUGAUUCAUCUUCUCUCCACGUACGGUCAGCUGGUGUCGUUCAACGUCCUCAACACGCUGCCGAACGUGAAGGGCAUCUGCUCGCCACCUAAACCGACACCGGACACCUCGGGACAGUUUGUGAAGCUUGAUAUGGAGAAGGGACCACCGAGUUCGGUGCCGCAGGUGCACGUUCCUCCGAGUGCUUCGGUGGCACCUUCGUUGGAGAUAUCGUUCUCUCUACCCAACAACGCCACCUCGACACCGGCCGUGACAAAGUCGAAAUCUUUCUUCAACACCGGAACACUGGUGGCCGGUGGUGAACAGAAGCCACCGGUCACUUUGUUCGGUACCGUUUCGGCCACCGGUCAACUCAACCCAGCCCAAUCGACCGGUAAGCCUGUGACGUUUUUUGAAGCCCAGCCAACGGUCGCUUCCGCGCCGAGUGGUGCGGAGACGAAAACGAUUCCGUUUGCAGGAUUCGGUGCGGCUACGCCAGCUGGCCUCGGAAUGACGCUCGGUGGUCUACCGACCAUGUCAACACCACCGUUCCAGAGCGCAAUGGGCACGAUGGGGGGGAUCGCACCGCAAGCGACGGUUUCCGCAGCCUCACCGGCACCGGUCGCUGCUCCCCAGCAUCAGCAAGCACCCGCGGCAGUGACCAAACCCCUCGUGACGGUUCCUCCAACGUAUACACCCGCUCCGCAGCAACCAGCGGUGGCUGGUUCCGGGGCUCCCACCGGCCAGCCCGCCCGUUCGGGGACAGUCGGGCAGAAGAAGGCCGACUUCUCGAUCGAGGACAGUAACUUGAUCAUUCAGGCGCUAACGAUCGACGAGCUGAUACGGUUCACUCGCGAGCUCGCCGAUCUGCAGCAACGAUCGCGCUCGGUCGACGUGCAGAUCGGUACGAAAGACGAGUCGGCCACGAUCAUACGCAACCUGCGCGAGCUGGAGGACAUCAUUGCGCAGGCAAACGAAAGCACCGAAUCGUUGGUGGCGGACGUGCAAGCGCUGCGCCUGGGGCUAAACGAAGCGUUCGCAAUGGUGGCCGAAGCGAACAGCAAGUGCACGAUCUUCAACAAUCCGACCGCGCAGCAGUACCAGCACCAGGACACGCACGUCAUGUCGCAGACGAGCCGCCGGCAGCUAUCGUCGCUCGAAAGUAUGCUGAAAGUCAACGAGAACCUGUUACGCACCAUCACGAAACAGCUCGACGCCCAGUGGGUAGCCCUGGAGGAGGCCCGCCAGACGAACGUGCGGCAACGGAUGCACAUACCGAGCCUGGAGGUACUCUACCAGACGCUCUCGAAGCAGCAGGAAAUUCUGAACCGCCAACGGGAGAGGCUGGGCUAUCUGAAGCACAAACUUGGCAUACGCGGAACUCUGAAGGGAUUGGAAGACGAGCAGCAGCAGCCGAAUCAACGUAAGAUCCCCACCAAUGGUGAAGCGGACGAAAGCACGAUAGAAUCACUGACCGAUUCCAUCAUUUCGCUCACACUCAGUGAGCAGGUAGCGGCCGAUACGAAGCGUUUGGGUGAAGGCAAACUGAUCGCCUUACGGAAGGCACUCGCCGGCCGGAAGGUGGUCACCAUCACACCGAAGCGCCCCGAUCGUGUAGGGCUUAGCUCGGAGGUGGUGCGUGAAAGGAGGGACGAAGUGCGACGGAAUUUGAAUUUGGAGCAAGAAAAGGCGAAAACGAUGCAGCUUGUGGCCAACCGCGAAGAGGAACAGAAGAAGGCCCAACAGCAUCAGAAACAGCAACAGCAACAGCAACAGCCACAGCAGCAGCAAAAAACUCAACAACAACAGCCACAGAAACCAACGGCCAAACCGUUCACAUUCAACCAACCGACUACAUCCGUCGCAGGGAUAGCGUACUCGUUCGGUCAACCCGCGACCAGCGCUCCAAUGCCGGCGCCGGAACCGGUCGCCGAGCAGCAGUCGCCGGUGGUGGUUAAAGCUUCGAUCGCCGGUGGCACCAUCUCGACCGGUGCCAGUCUGAUUAGCAGCAAAGCCAAUGGAAGCACGGCGACCGAAAAAAAGGAUCCACCGACCCAGGCACCGGCAAAAGAACCGAAUGGAGCUCCCCCAAAGACCGGAUUGUUCAGUUUUGGCACAACGCCCAGUCUCGUGGCGUCCUCCGGUGGAUCGUCGAUCUUUAAAGCUACCGCCGAACCCUCAACGCCGACAGCCUCCGCUUCGGCCAAGCCGGCGUUCUCGUUCGGUGGUUCUUCCGCGGCCAAUGUUCCAGCGAUGUCGUUCGGAACGCUCCCGAAAACAUCGUUCUCGUUCGAACCUUCGACUGCGGUCGCCAACGGUGGCGCUGGUCUCACAUUCGGAUCGGCAGUCACAGGAGUGGCCAAGCCGAGUCAAGUCACCAACGAGAACGUUCCACCGGCGACGGAUAGUAAAGAUAAGCCGCUGCCGCCAUCGUUCGGUCCUGCGGCUGAUUCGUCCACGUCGACGAAAGCGGUCGCACCCCUGCCGGCCUUGACCAGUCUACUGCAGAAGGUUGACUCACUCGAGGUGACGAAGGUUACACCGACGAAACCAAUCGCUCCGACGGAGGCGUCCGCCGGGACGGGCAGUAGUCCCACGGUUUCGUCCACGGGGGGAACCGGUAUUUUCGGAUCCAUCGGUGGCAGCAGUCUGUUCGGUGGAGCUGGUACCGGGGGUGGAUUAUUUGGUUCCCUCAGCACUGCCACCACCAAACUGGAGCCGGCCGAUAGUUCGAAACCGACGGUGGGUCUGUUUUCGGACCUUUCGUUCGGCAGCACAACCAUUACACCGAUCGUUUCUGCGGCAACCGCAAGCCAACCGGCAGGAGGUUCACUGUUUGGAAGCGUGAAACCGGCCACGGUGGUGGCCAGCAGUGCGGUCAGCAGUACGUCGGCAACGGGCACCACGGGUCUUUCGUUCGGUACCGGUUCCCCUGCCGGUAGCAGUUUCCCGACGGGAUUCACAUCACCGAAAGCUCCCACGGUGACCACAAACGACGCGGCGAACGUUGAACUGAAACUGGAAUCGACGGUGACAAGUUCUGCUCCGGCCAUCUUAAGCGCACCGUUGGCAGUUCCAGCAAUCGCGGCGACGGUCAGUACCGUCGCUUCACCCGGCGGUACCGUUGGGUUCGGCUCCGCUUUCGGUGGAUCGCUGUCCUUCGGCAAACCGCUCACAACGGUGGCCACAAUUACGGCCACUGCAGCGUCCCCCGUAUCGGCCACCGGAACGUCCACCACUGAUUCGACCGCUGCCGGAUUGUUUGGUUCGAUAACGAUCUGUUCUCCGAACGCCACCAAACCGUCUCCGGUAACGUCGGGUAACAUUUUUGGUUCCGCCACCGGUUUCGGUAGUGCACCGAAAACACCCGGCAAUGAUCCGGCCACCUCCACCGGCAGCAUCUUCGGGGGUGGCGCUGGAACCGGUGCUGCUGCCACUGGAGGUUCCAUCUUCGGUUCCGUGGCCAAACCGGCGGUAACCGGAUCGCCGGGUGGCAGUUUCUUCGGAUCCAUCACCUCACCGACGGCGGCAACUGCUGGAGGGUCCGUGUUUGGCGGAAUGGCGACAGUGACGGCGACGGCUCCGACGGUGGCCACCACAUCCACUUCACUGUUCGGUGGUGGCGGAUUUUUCGGAGCAACAAGCACCGCGGCAGGAACAGCAUCAACGGCCACGGCGGGAUCCUUUUUCGGUAGCUCCACAACGAGCUCUCUGUUCGGCGCCGCCACCACCGCCGUAAGUUCCGCUGGGGGCAGUAUUUUCGGUGGUGGAGCAGGCACCGGAGCAAGCGGCGUUGCUCCGACAGGCGGACUGUUUGGCAGUGUCACUGCUAGCAACAAUGCUACCGCCACCGGAAGUUCAAUCUUCGGUGGAACGUCCGCGUUUGGCACGGGAAGCUCGGGAACGGCAGCCAGCGCAGGGGGCAACAUCUUUGGCAGUCCGGCGGUGGCGUCACCCGCGACGGGACUGUUUGGAUCGGCGGCAGCAGCAACCGGAAGUGGCCCCUUCGGUAGCCCCCAGGCCGCUUCGCCAUCGUCCGCCGCGGCGUCGCAGUCAAUCUUCGGUGGAGCCACCGGGACACCGACCGGUGCCGGUGGGUUCGGUGCUGUUAGCCCAGGCCCGUUCAGUCAACCGGCCGGCGGCGGUGGCACGGUGAAUGCGUUCUCCUCACCCACGGGAGCAUCCGCUUUCAGCAAACCGCCAGCUUUCGGAGCGGCCCCAGCAUUCGGCGGUGCGCCGACGUUCGGGGGUGCGCCGACCUUUGGCAGUGCCCCGACCUUCGGUGGAGCACCGAGCUUCGGUAGUCCAAAGCCUGCAUUCGGUGGCGGGGCCGCUUUCGGAGCCGCCGGAGCUGGGGCCGUGCCCGGAGCUGCGGGCGCUGGGUCACCGACGCAAUCGAACAAUCUGUUCGAGCAGCUCGGUUCCUCGUCGGCGGGCGUUUCGUUCGGUGGACUGGCUCAGCAGCAGCAACCCAAACCGAGUCAGUUUGGUGGAUCGUCCUUUUCCAGCUGGCGCUCCUAA
Messenger RNA from Anopheles cruzii, 5628 nucleotides. RefSeq names its product nuclear pore complex protein Nup214-like. NCBI's taxonomy places the organism in Eukaryota, Metazoa, Arthropoda, Insecta, Diptera, Culicidae. Gene Ontology annotation, cellular component: nuclear pore. Gene Ontology annotation, biological process: RNA export from nucleus; protein import into nucleus. The transcript has 2 exons. Gene Ontology annotation, molecular function: protein binding; structural constituent of nuclear pore. The coding region runs from base 1 to 5628 and encodes 1875 amino acids. The record is from RefSeq and is a predicted model, not a curated record.